Messenger RNA from Neoarthrinium moseri, 3354 nucleotides. RefSeq lists its product as uncharacterized. Lineage: Eukaryota; Fungi; Ascomycota; Sordariomycetes; Amphisphaeriales; Apiosporaceae. The transcript has 2 exons. The coding region runs from base 1 to 3354 and encodes 1117 amino acids. The record is from RefSeq and is a predicted model, not a curated record.
AUGGAUCCCAUAUCUGCUCUAGGCAUAGCGGCGGCUGUUGUUCAGUUCGUUCAGUUUGCGACAAAGAGAUGCCGCGACGUUCAGAAACUGUACGAGACUGGUGACACUUCACUCUUGCAGGGCAUCGCAUUCGACAGUAUAGCGACGGAUUUUCUCCAUUUGUCAGCUGGUUUCGAACAUAGGCAGGAGCAGGAUUUGGCGUCUCGCAAUCAGCACCAGCAAGUUGACGAUGCUAUCGACGACCUUCUCAAAGGCUGUUACGACGUGGCGAGAGAGAUUGCAGCAAUUUUCGCGAAGUUGAAGAGAAUUCAACAAGGCAACCACGCUCUCUCUAAGAUAAUUGCAUUAAUGCAAUCCGCUUGGAAAUAUGACGAUAUCACUCGAUUGAUGGAGAAGAUGGCAGCCUACCAAAGCCAGUUGGUGCUACGUAUGCUGCAACACCUCAGCUUAACCACGAAUGAUCUCGGCAAGUCCCACAAGCAACGAUUUGAUGACUUGAACCAGCAAUACUCAAAUAUCGUCCAAGUAUUGGCUGUCACGAAUAACCGGCUUGAAAAACUUGGAAAUCAGGGUGCCACACUGCGAAAUAGGCUGGAUCAGACGGGUGCCCGUGACAUUACACAGCACAAUCAGAUUCUCUCGGCGAUUCUGACGCUCCAAAAUGGCGAAAAUCAUGUCAUCGCUCCGAAAGGAGUAUAUCAGCGAAGCUCGGAAGCCCAUGCUCAGAGCCUGAUGACACUGACAGCCGAAGAGGGUAGUACAGUGGGACGCGCUGAGCUCCGGGGGUUCGAACCUAUCCAGGAUAUGGCACUGAGAAGCCUGUACUUUCGAUAUUAUAGUGAUAGACAUGACAGUGUCAAGCAGGCUCACUCAUCCACGUUCAACUGGAUAUUGGACGAUACGCUGGACGCGGAACAUCCUGCUUCAUCCUUAGUCCAAUGGUUUGAGUCUGGAAGCGGAUGCUACUGGAUCAACGGCAAGGCUGGGUCCGGCAAAUCGACUUUGAUGAAACACGUUCUCAACGACCCGAGAACGAAAGCACUUUUACGCAGAUGGACUGGAAGCUCUGAAAAUGAAGCAGCGUGCGCCUCGUUUUUCUUUUGGAACCUAGGGACCACUCUCCAGAAAUCUCAAGAGGGCUUACUGCGCUCACUGCUCUACGACAUUCUCUGUCAACAUCCUGGCCUGAUCCCUAGCGUCAUGCCCGAGCUCCGUAUCCUUGGGGUCGACAUGGCCAAGAGAAUUCGUUUGGAAGCUCCGUCUCUGGCGGAACUUCUCCGUUGGUUUCGCCGGCUGCUGGAUCAAUCGAGCUCUCAGUUCCGUUUGUUUUUCCUCAUAGAUGGCAUCGAUGAGUACGAAGGAGAUGAGGCUGAAGUCGUGAAUCUACUGGCUUCGAUUAACACAGCUUAUCCAAAUGUCAAACUCCUAAUAUCCAGUCGGCCAUUGCCAGUCUGUGUCAAUGCCUUUGAAAGCCUGCCUAACAUGAAGCUCCAGGAUCUAACCAAGGAUGAUAUCCGGUGCUAUACCGAAGAGCUUUUGCGAGAACGACUGGAGUACAGACACGGUGGCGAGUGGGAAAGUUUCGUCGAGGAAAUUGUGACCAAAUCCUGUGGCGUGUUUCUUUGGGUUGUUCUCGUCGUUCGCUCGCUCUUGGUUGGCCUUCAGAAUUUCGAUGACAUCGGCGAGCUGCGCCGUCGUCUGGAUGAGUUGCCAUCGGAGCUCAAGGAUCUAUACGCGGCCAUGUUUAGGCACUUGCCGCAGAUCUAUCGGAAACAAGCAUCGGAGCUAUUUCAAAUGUGUCUGAUGGCUUCUGAAGAGCAGGAAGGAGAGCAUCGUCUCACACCAAUGCAGCUGCACUAUGCCGGUUGGGACGUCGCUAAGAUUCUCCAGUUACCAGUCGACGCCCUUGCAAUGUCCAGGGAAAAGGAGAUCGUGGACUCAACAGAAGGCAGGAUUCGAGCAAGAUGCGCUGGUAUCCUCGAACUCCGUUCUGUUAAUUUCAAGCUGCAAGGACUAUUCAGUUCCCAGAAGAUCAGACAUUUCUACGUUGAAUUCAUCCACAGGUCUGCAGUCGAAUUCCUGCGAUAUCCCGACGUCUGGGAGGAGAUUUCAAGCCUGACAGUCGAUUCAGGAUUCCAUCCGGCGGUGGGGCUCUGCCAUUCUUGCGUCCUUCUCUGCAAAACUUCUCUCAGAGAAUCACCUAUCAUUCUUGACGAGAGUGAUAUUUGGUAUUACAUGCAACGUGCCAUGCAUUAUGCUCAUCUUGCUGAAAGGGAGGGGAGACCUGUCUUGCCAAGCAUACUUCAGGAGCUGGAUCGCACAAUGACAUCCCAUUGGGAGGAUACGGAGGCGUGUUACAUAACGCGGCAUGCUUUUGACGCCGUGAAAGGAUCUAAAUCAGAGCGGAAGCGCCUGAGAGAAACGGCGUUCUACGAGACUAAUGACGUUCACUGGGCCGCCGCACAGGAGCUUAGGUGGGAAUAUGCGGCUGACGACGAGAAUACAGGCUUAGACUUUAGUCUGCGUGGUGCUGCUAAGCCCAUAGACUUCUACUCCAUGGCGGGGUUUUAUUGCUUGGCCGACUUCCUCCAGCAAUUAUACACCCACUCCUCGCUUCCACAGGGGCAGGCUCGAUCCGUAGCUUCCCGCUUGCUUUUCGACACGACCAACAAUAUGCUCUUUAGGCGUCCUUGGCCAGGCAAUAGGCAAGAUAAAGAAUCCAUGGCGCUGCGCUGUCCCGUCAUCUGCAGCUAUCUUCUCGAUCAAGGCGCUGAUCCUAAUGCACGAUAUGGCAUAUCACAGGAGAGUGCAUGGCAACUGAUGCUUGAGUAUGGGGUGACCAACCAAACAAGGCAAGGAGAGUUUUGGAGAAACUUUGAGUUCGGCGGCUUUGCAAACACCUACUCCAGGCUCCUGGUUAACUUUGUCCAACACGGAGCAGAUGUCAACGCUGAAGUUGUCUCGAAAAAAAGGCAAGCCAACGACACGAGCAUCUACCGGCCCACAUUUUCUCCUUUGGGUGCCGUUAAAGCUCUGUAUUCCCCUGCAAAUCCCAUGGACCCAUUUGCCAUCAGGUACCAGCCUAGAACAGAGACUGAAACACGUAGUGAAGAGCUGGUACUCUUCUACGAACAUCUGAAAAGUUUGAUGAUUCAGAAAGGCGCGGUUCGGGAGCUUCUAACCAGAGACCAGACUGGCCGGGUUGGGUCAUCAGGAGCAAGGCAUUCCAGCCAUAAUGAUAGGCUUGGACCUCCUAAGGUCCCACAGAGACCCAAGUCUGCGGAUAUGGUGAAGGGUAAACUGAGGAGCAUCCUUGGAAAAUGGCAAAGCACGAAGGGAUCCGCGGAGACCUGA